GUGAAAACAGUGAACAUAACUCACAACCUAAUAUGAAAGUGUUUUAAGAGACCGAUAACUUGAAUGAAAAGGAAAAUGGAAGAAUAACGGAUAUUUUUCAUUAAACUGAAUAUGAAAUAUUGGCAAUACAUUUCGAGAUAUUCAAAACAUAACUGGCAUGGCUGCAUUCCCGACAUUCCGAAAUAGAAGAAUACCGAGUCGUUCUAACUAUACUCUUCUUGAAAACACGGAUUCCGACAUAGAUUCUGUCCGGCGGCGGUCGAUUUCUUCACAAAUUGAAAAACAGAGUAUAGCACCCGUACUUUGUGAUAAGUGUUGGUUGAGACAUGAAAGAAAUCGCGCCAGCAAACGCUGUCUAGACUGUAAGCAGAAUCUGUGCACGGUUUGUGCACGUGGCGACGAAAUAACUCGGCCAUGGUGGCUACCGAAUUGGAUGGUGCAGUGCUGGAGGUUUUUAUUUACGAAAGCUUACAUUCCACAUUCAAUAGUUGAUCUAGAUGAGCAGGAAAAUGAAAGGCCCCACUGGGCCCACACUCAGGAGGCAAGCCACGUUCAUCCUAUACCAAGAGUUACACGAUCAAGCCUCCGGUCAAAUAAAAGUGGGUCAUCGGUAGAAACUAACAAGUCCAAGCCUUCAAAAACAAGACACGCGUCACUUACAAAAGACAGAGGCAGAGAAAGGUCUCCAAGAUCUGAAUCAAGGAACCAUAGGCUGGCUCACUCUCAGAGUUUUGACGGAAAGGCAAGGAAAAGGCAAAGUAAUGAACGCAAACCAAGAAGAACCAGGAGCUCCGAAGAACUAGUAUAUAAACAUCGACGAGAUGAUUUGGACAGACUUAAACGAUACAAUGAUAAUUGGGAAAAGAGUUUCAUGAUUGCAGAGGAGGAUGAAGAAAAGAUGAGACAGCGAAAAUGCAGAAACAAAAUGAAAGGGAAAGAUAUAGAUAUUGAAAUAACAGAUGAUAAAGAAAUAAAACUUACUGUUAAUAGUUCUGAAGAAGGUUCAAAAAAUAAAUCAGACAGAAGUUCAAUUAAAUGUGCAAUACCAAAAUCAAAAAGCAAAAAGAAGUCAAAAGAUAAUAGUCCAAAGCCAUAUACGGAGCAAAUAUUUGAAGAAGUACCGAUAUGGUUCAAAAAGUCACCGAAACAUCCAUCGAACGAAAGACCAAAAAGGAACAACAGUUCGCAAGAAAGGAGAAGACCAUUGCAUGAGCAGACAAGGGAGAAAUUAUCAAUGGAAGAAACUCUUGGCACUGGAGAAAGUCUGAACAAUCAUAUGAGACAUGAGAUCAAUAGUGAUAAACAACGGAACGCAUGGCCUCCUCGCGAUUCAUCACAAAAGUUUGACUCAAAAAUGGAUUUCAAUGAAUCAGAUAACAACAAUUCGAAUUCUUAUGCUUUUAAUAGAGACCGACGUUUUAACACCGAUGCAACGCCAACAGGAAAACAAAAUACUGCAUACAUUGUUGAAGAGCCGCCAGAUUCAUGUCCGAUAUGUCUUGAAGAUUUACCUGGGGCUGAGGCAAGGGCGUUAGCUUGCUGCCAUGCUAUACAUACAAAAUGCUUGAUCACAUAUCUAUACAAAAUGGAUCUUGACUUUGGAAUAAGAUGUCCUCUGUGUGCACAAACAACAAUUAUAAGAAAUUAUUAUGUGCCAAAAGAACGAUGGUAUAUGGAAUUACCUGUUUCUACAGCGGUUUGAUUAGAUAAACAAAGGUUUAUAAUAUUUAUAACAAAACUUGGUUAGACAAUACAUGCAUGCUUAUUUUUAGUGCCUUGGCCAAGUAUUGCUUAAUUGAAAAUUAGUCUUAAUGGCAUAUCGAUUAGGUUCUGUAUGUUUUAUUAUAAACGAUUCAAAUUCUUACAGUUUCGACAUUUUCGGAGACACGAUUUCAUAUGUCUACCUCUUCUUUCCUAAGAAGAAAAUGAAGAUUUUAAAAUUGAGAAACCUUUGUUAUUUUUUUCGUUUGUUAUGUACUCGUAUGUGUUACUUGUUAAUGUGUAUUUUAUGAUACAAAUAAUAAAAAAAAAAACAGUUGAUUUAAUGUAAGAAAGUGUAUUCUCAGUAACAAUUUGCCUUUUAAAACGUCUUUGC
Messenger RNA from Mercenaria mercenaria, 2095 nucleotides. RefSeq lists its product as uncharacterized. NCBI's taxonomy places the organism in Eukaryota, Metazoa, Mollusca, Bivalvia, Venerida, Veneridae. Bases 158 to 1702 code for a protein of 514 amino acids. The transcript has 2 exons. The record is from RefSeq and is a predicted model, not a curated record.